CACCAACGCGUCUUCAUUCCACACCGGUCUUACCACCACCACCAGCACAGCACAGCACAGCACCGCCCGUUCCCCUCUCUCUCCCAUGGACGACCUCUCGCCGCGCGUGGAGAUGGCCGAAUCCGACGCGGCGGCCGGCAAGAUGGCCAACGGCGAGGCCUCCGACGACAGCGGCCGCGCCGUCGAGGUCUCCGGCGGCGAGGACACCCUCCCCGCGGUGCUCCGCAGCUUCGUCGACGGCGUCCGGCCGCCGCCCGGUGACGGCGGAGAUCCGCUCCUGCAGCGCCUCCGCGCGGCCUCCUGCGAGGCGGCGCCGCGGCUGCGGGACGCCUCCAGGAACUCGGCCCGCGACCUGCUCGCCUGGACCAAGCAGGGCAGCGGCCUCCGCGCCAUCCUCGUCGUCUCGGUCGGAACAAUCACGCUGAUAUCACUGACUGGCCUGCUGAUUUUCAUGUCCUUCCUUCUGGUUGCGACUGCUAAUGCCAUUGUCGUUUCAGUUCUUAUGUCCUUGGCAGCUGCUGGAGGGUUUCUGGCUUUGUUCUUUGCUUGCUUAGUUGCAGUGUAUGUUGGAGCAGUAUCAAUUGCUAUAUUCGUCAUCUCCACCACCGUUAUCUCUGCUAUUGUUGCAGCCAUGAUUGCUACCGGUUGGAUUGGAUUCUUUUGGACGAUUUGGUUUGCCGCAAGGAAGAGCCUGGACCUCACCAAGCACUCGAUCGGCAUGACGACCUCUGCUGUGCAGUCGUAUUCAGCCUCUCGGCGAGUGGGGCAGAAGCCCACAGACUGAUUGAGAUAGCAGCAAGUGAUUUAGCUACGGUGUGCUGUGUUCUCACGUGAUGUUUCUGCUUCGCUGCCCUGCUGUUGUUGUGGUAAUAGGCUGCGUGCCGUAUGUGAAUCACCGCUUGUCGAGUAUGUUAUUGCGAGUAGAGGUGAUGAAUCCCUGUAUAGUGAUCAGGAUGUAGUGUAAGGUACCACCCGCCCCUAAACUUUCAGCACCCUGUGUUGUUUGCUCGUAGUAGCGAAUAAGGCAAUAAUGCAGGCUGCGUCCGCACUAAUAAUGCAGGCUGCGUCGGCAAGUGCGGGCCAGGUUGUGGUGUUGUGCUGUAAAUGGAAGUGUUUUCCUUGUCUGUGUGGAGGCAUAGAGGAAUAAAUAAAGACAUACUCCCUUCGUUCA
Hordeum vulgare subsp. vulgare (domesticated barley) is the source of this 1171-nucleotide messenger RNA. RefSeq lists its product as uncharacterized. The coding region runs from base 86 to 784 and encodes 232 amino acids. The transcript is spliced from 3 exons. The record is from RefSeq and is a predicted model, not a curated record. NCBI's taxonomy places the organism in Eukaryota, Viridiplantae, Streptophyta, Magnoliopsida, Poales, Poaceae.